GCGAGCUUUUGACCUCACAGAUUUAGGAGAGCCCCCAUUGGAAGAAACAGGGUGGUUCUGUCUCCUAGGUUUGCUGUGCGGCUUAGUCGGGGGUGCGGUUGUCCUGUUCACUAAAAAGUGUUUCGCAUUAACGCAGAAGCUGGUGAAGAUGAAUAAUAGUGGAGGUGGAGGUGCUGCUAGACCAGUUACGGAGCCGGCUACAAUUACAUCCACCACAUCAACAUUCAUGAUCAACGGCAGCACGUCUUCCUCAGCUCGAACUAGUAGUCGUUUUCCAACUUCCAGGCUAAGGAAAGUCCUCAACACCAUUUCUAGAACCAUCAGAAUCAAUCUGCUCUAUGCCUACGCUCUUGGCGUGGCUCUGUUGUGCGCGGGUGUGGUCUUCUUAGAACCCGCAACGGCACACCAAGACAAAGACGUUAUUAACGCCUUAUUUUCGAAGAAAACUGUUACAGAACGGCUUGCUUUUGACGAUGCUGCUAUACUGGAGAACGAGAAUGAACUUUUUGGUGGUUCAUCUGUAGUGUUUACAAAUGCAGCUGGCAGCGCUGCUGCUGAAGGAAAUCCAAAUCUGUUUGUGUAUUCUGUGGAUUUCAAGAUUUUGGUUUUUCUGAUUCUUCAAAAAGCCAUUUUGUUUCCUAUCGCAGCAAGCUUACCCUUGCCAGCUGGUGUCUUUACGCCUGUUUUCGUGCUUGGAGCUGCGGUUGGACGGUUAUUUGGCGAAUUUUUAGACCUACCGGAACCGGCUCUCUACGCCGUUGUUGGAGCAACGUGUGUGACGUGUGGCGUGACGCGCAUGAUCUCCGUCAUUGUGAUCGUGUCGGAAUUGACUGGGCAAAUCAAUCACCUGUUGCCGUUGCUGUUGGCAGCCUGCGUGUCGUUUUGCAGCAGUGCUUUAUUGAGUGAGCCGAUAUUCGACGUGAUCAUACACCUGAAGGAAAUGCAAUUUCUGCCUCAUCUGCAGAAUCCAGCAGCAUAUGCGCGAUUGUGUGCGGGAGACCUGUGUCGAGGAUUGGUCGUGACUGAAGAUGAAGAAUGCGUCAAAGGGACUGAAGAUGAAGAAUGCGUCGAGCAAGGAGAACACCAAGAUUGUCCAUCCUCCAGUAGAAGUGACGACAAAAUUUCAAACCUGUUCCUCUACGAGAGCUUCACGCGUUCUGAAUUGAUCGCGUGUCUACGGCUUGCGCGUGCUCAUGGUUACUGUCACAGUUCGUGGUAUUGUGAGGAGAAAAAGAUCGCCAAACGUAAAGGCACGAGCACAACGACGAGUCAAGGUCAACAGAAUGCAAGACUGGAUCAAGAAGAGCCCAUAUUAUCAGAACAAGAACGUACGGCUGGUAUCGAAGUCGAGGAUUCCUAUCGUGCAGGAUUGAGAAGUAGUUUGCUAGCGCCAGGAAACUACUCGGAUGAUGAAAGUACUUCAGGAGCAGGGCACCUCCUAGUAGUCUACAACACUUCUUCUAGACCUAGAGGGACGCACGUUGAAGAUCUUCAAGAAGAUGAGGAUCAUUUUUCCCCUUCUAGAAGAAAUAUGGACAAUUAUCGAGAAGAGCAGCAAGAUGCCAAGCAUAAAGAUAAACAUUCUGCGCUGCAUGCUGUAUCGUCAACGCCGUCUGUUCCCCAGCUUCAGGACGCCUACUCGGAACAAUGCAAUGCAGAGGAAGAACACUUGCUAACUGAGCACUUUGCAGCACACUGUCUACCCAUUGCAGUUGUACAGAGACCUUCUACAGCUGGCACGUCCUCGAAGAAGAUUCUCCGCCACGUCUUCCAUCCAAAUGAAAACUUGCUGGACGACGCACCCCUAACUGUACCGGCAAAAAUGUCACUCGCGAGAAUACACUUUUUGUUUCUCAUGCUAGGAUUGGAUACGGUUUUUGUAUUGGACCAAGAGCAAGACUAUAGACAAGAAGCCUGUACUACUAGUCGUGCUGAUGGACGAGCAGAAGUGAUCGGUAUCAUCACACGAGACUCGUUUUUUCAAGCGUUGAAUACAAUGUCCUGCUGUGUCUAACAAAUAUGAACGCUUCUAUUCUGCGCACGAGAAAAAUGCUAGAGGAGAUUUGGUUGACGAGAACGAAAUAU
Amoebophrya sp. A25 is the source of this 2085-nucleotide messenger RNA. NCBI's taxonomy places the organism in Eukaryota, Dinophyceae, Syndiniales, Amoebophryaceae. The record is from the annotation of a GenBank genome assembly.